Molecule: messenger RNA, 3227 nt
Organism: Trichoplusia ni (cabbage looper)
Lineage: Eukaryota; Metazoa; Arthropoda; Insecta; Lepidoptera; Noctuidae
Exons: 8
Coding region: 283-1161 (292 amino acids)
Biological process (GO): synapse organization
Cellular component (GO): neuron projection membrane
Source: RefSeq, a predicted model, not a curated record
GAAGGCUCAACUAAAAUAUAUUUGUCGGCGCAUGCGUGCUACGCCACACAGUCUCUCUUAAGGGAGGGGGUAGAAUGGUUCGCGAUUCGGAAGGUACCGCACGCCUUCACGAACAACCCCUUCGAUCGUAGUGCAAAAAAAUGCAGUGAAGUGACAUUUCAGAAAAAUAAUAAAAAAAAUGUGUUUAUUAUAUUAAAGUGCUGUGAAAACAAUUUUCGAGGAAAAAUUUAAGUGCUUUUCAGUGAUGUGUUAGUAUUUUACGGUGCGGAACCCACGACAGCAAUGUCGGUGGAGGGCCAACGGUGCCUGUUUGUCGUGGUGCUGCUCAUACACACUGUCACAGGCGCUGGUGAAGGCUCAUCAUCACCUCCUCCCCUAUCGUCAGUGAAGCCACCAGGAGACCAGAACGAGCUGACGGUGACCUUCCCUCCUCUAGACGACUUAUACGGCAACAGCCCUGAGAAACACUUCGGUACUGAGAAUAAUACGGUGGUGACAUCACAAACUGGGUCCACUGCGCUCCUGCCGUGUGUCAUCAGGAAUAUUGGAGAUGGAAUUGUAUCUUGGAUAAGAAGAAAAGACUACCACUUACUGACAGUCGGACUGACAACAUACAGUUCUGACCAGCGGUUUCAAGCUAUACAUUUACAACAUUCUGAGGACUGGACGUUAAAAGUAAGAUUCGUUCAGAAACGGGACGCUGGCAUCUACGAGUGUCAAGUGUCCUCCCAUCCCCCAACAAGCAUCUUUCUCAAACUCGACGUCGUAGAGGCGAGAGCACAGAUCUCCGGGCCGACUGAGAAAUAUUUAAAGCCAGGGUCCACUCUGCGACUGCAGUGCUCCGUCGUACAGACAACAGAGGCACCAGCGUUCGUAUUCUGGUAUCACAACAGCAGAAUGAUCAACUACGACGCUGAACGAGGCAUCAACGUCACGACUGACCCCGUGCAGCGUCUGUCAGACCUCCUCAUCCCGGCAGCCAGCGUGUCCCACGCCGGGAACUACACCUGUGUGCCCAACAACGCCGUUCCUGCUAGUAUAUACGUCCAUAUUUUUAAUGGGGAGAACCCAGCUGCCAUGCAAUCGUCUUCACCGACCUUCUUCAAUCAACUCCACAGCAUCUUAUUACCGGCUUUCAUCAGUCUAAACCUGAUACGGUGACAAUUUCACUAGCUAUCUAACCAAAAUGUACCCUAUUCGUAAUAGCAAAGUGUUUAUUUUAGCGUGGAGCGAAAUUUUGUAGUAAGCAUCUGGUGUCAAAUAUAUUUAAGGGUUGUUAGGAAUAUGAGUGGCGUAGACGUGUUUUGGUUAACUGGUUUUAGUGAGUUUGUUAUUUUCACUUUUUAAACAAAAUAAACAAUCACCUAUUUUUUUGUAUUUAUUUAUUUUAAUUCGGAUUAUAUAUAUAAGAACAAUGGCUAACUUAUUGACAGACAUACCUUAAAAGUCAAUCAGUCAGAGAAAGAAGCAAUAGUUGUGUAAUUAUAAAAGGCAAUCAAUUAAAAAAAAUAAGUACUUAUUUUUGUUAUCAUACCAAUAGUUUAAAUGAAAUGGUAGACGAAAAUGAAUUGGAGCUUUCCAAUCAGUCGAAAUAUUCACAAAUAAAAACCAAACCAUUGCAUCAAAUAGAACACAAAAACUAAUGAACACACAUAACAAAACUGAAACAGCAUUCGAAUAAAAAAGGAAAUGAACAGUAGAGAGAAAUUGAAACAAAGACCUAGAACAGAAUCUAAAACAAGGCUGGAAAAAAAUAACUAGUAACCAAUACGCAGAUUUUCAUACGCCAUUAGAUACAAGGGUAGUGAACAAACGACCUAUUUCCCUCGACUGGUUUCCAUCGAUACGCAUGGAGCAUAAGCCCAUACAGACUAGAAUGGAAUGGGGAUAGGUUUUGCAAGAAUUUGUAGACGGGAAAAAUCUGGACUUGAAAAAGUUGUGGAUUUCGGAAAGGAAAUUUGGAGGGUAUUGUUUUUGAAUGACAGUGGUAUAAAAUAAGGUUGUAUUCAUAAUUUAGUGAGUGGCUUAGGUACCGAUAAUUGAUUUAUAUGUUUUUUUUUAAAAGGGGAAAACUUUCGACUGAUUUAUAUUUUACCACAUUUUUUAUGCUACUGUAGUUUAUUUUUCAUAUAUUUUGGUUCCAUCGUUUCAUCGUUUAUACGUGUACAGGUUUGUUGACAACAAGACUUAUCAAGACAGAAAGUCUUCCCAAUUUAUCAAAUAACGAAGAAAUAAAUCAAAAUUUUCGAUCAGAACAAACUCGAAACGGCCAACUUCUAAGCUGCGUCAAUCAGAUGAUCAAUUUAUUUGAGGAACGUGACAAAAAUAACCGACCGACGCGAAGUACAGGUCGUUCCAUCUUUCAUUGUUAUCGUAGCGUAAAACCUUUGUAGCAAGACAAUAGACGAAUGACGCCUAGCGCGGGUAUAAAGACGGCCCGAGAGUGGAAAGAAAUGGCCUAAUUAAAACAUCUACAGAGACCUUCGAGACUGAAAAUAGAAUAUCAUUUUAGUACAUAAUCUUUAACAGCACAGCAUGCCUACCCGUAAGUAACUUUAAUAGGACCUUCGAGUAAUUCGCCGAAAAUCGUAACAAUUAGAAUCCUAAUUAUUUGAAACGACUUUUGACGGUAUGGGCCUGGACGAAGAUCGGUCCCGUUUUAAUGUUCUUCCACUUGGUAUAAAGAUUAAAUUCUAUGAAUCGAAAGUUAAGGGCGAGGAAAUAGAUGGUCGGAAUGUGAAAGGUUUCGAAAUUGUCAAAUUAAAUUGGAAUCGAGAGUAUCUUUUGGCAAGCGUAUUUCGAUUUCGGGCCGCGUAUCUUUACUUCAGAGAUACAAUCGUUGCUUAUUUCAAAAUGGCAUUUCAUGUUGCUCUUCGAAGAAGGUAUUUAAAGCAAAAUUCGAUCUUGGUUUUUGGAUAGCUUCAGUAAUUCAAUCAAGAGCUAUCAGAUAAUCUGUUUCAUUUUUAAGAUAUAUUUGAUCUUGAAAUGCAUCUGUAAAUGAAAAUGUUACAUCUAAAUCUUCUUUUAGUUCAACUUUUUUAAAGAAUUCAUAUUGUUUUUUAUUUAGAAUUUUAUAUUAAAUUCUAUGUGUAAAGUUUUCAGUGUUCAUUUUGUUACAUGUUCAAUAUGUUAGUAUCAAAAUUCAGAAAACAUUUUGUUAUUAAAAACCUACUGAAGGCUUUUGACGUACAAUGAUUGAAUAUAUUUUAUUAAAAAUAUUCAACUUU